CCCGCCAAUCAUCGAGGCCAAUCCCUCAAGGACUUCCCUUGAGCCAAGCAACGGAACGUCUUCAUGGAAGCUCUCCCAAGCUCCUCUUUGUCAAGUCCUCUUUUCCUCCUCACGCCAGCCAUGGAUGGCACUACAGAACUUUGUACAUGACCGGUUAUGCCUGCUCGGCUACCUACCCACUGUAGGCACCGACACUGUGAGUGUGCCGUCCCGAUGGCGUAUUCUACGUAGAUACACUACUUCAUUCCGCUUGAUGUAGCAUCGCAGCAUGGUACCCACGGUAGUUCAUCACACACUCAACCCAUCAGUUCGCAUGGAAUCAAACCCACAAAUGCCCAGUCUCUGCUCCAUAUCCUUUCGUGCCAGGAGCCAGGGUACUUUUUGCGCAAGCAUGAAAGCCCAAAUCACAAGUCUCACAGUAGCAUCAUCAGGCAAUCCAACUGGCGGAGACCGGUCUCUCAGUGUCAGCAUCUCGGCUUAUGCUGGUCUCUCGAGAAUCAGUCGGCACUGGCUCGUACCAUGUUUGGACAACACUCGACGUUAUACUCUAGUUGGGAAGCCUGAAACCCCUUCCUAUCACCCCUUCAUCGGUACUUUUUACGAAACUACGAUACCUACCGGCUUAGCCAGCCUCACGGAAGAAGCUGAAAUUGUGUCUUCCGCUAAUGAUGCCUUGUUCAGGUCUAUUGGUCUUAGCCGUUCAGUGUCCCCUGGCCCGGUCAUGCGAACCACGCAACUGCCAGCCGAAACUAUACCAAAUAGUCCUCCUGCAUAUCCCCAAUCUUAUGGCGCCUUCAUAAUGAUCGAGCACUCGGGCAGCAGUCGUCAUUUGCAGAAACAUGAUAGGGCCAUCAUCAAGAUCCCGGUGGUCAAGAGGUAUUCCAAGAGCCUGGCAACGAGAUUGUCCAGAGCAGGCUGAGUUUGGCAAGGAAUCUGUAUUGCCAGCAGCGCGGCUUGGGGCCUCAAGCUUGUGUCUUCCUCCUGGCGGAUCGUGAAAUUUAUUCCCCAGUUCCAUAGCUGGUCCAUAGCCGGCGUAAGCUUGUUCCUUCUUCACCUUAGCAAACACUGACCGUACCCAGUGGAUGUGAUAGUUACCUGAGACAUUGUGUCAGACCAAGACACGAGACCCAAACACCAGCGGAUAGCGCCCCAAGAGCAGUUUCCUUCGUUCCAUCUACUUACGGGAAUGCCUGCUUCGGCUUGCUUGGUGUCUUUCCUACAUGGCUUUGACGGCCCUU
Molecule: messenger RNA, 1238 nt
Organism: Neurospora tetraspora
Lineage: Eukaryota; Fungi; Ascomycota; Sordariomycetes; Sordariales; Sordariaceae
Exons: 4
Coding region: 269-919 (216 amino acids)
Source: RefSeq, a predicted model, not a curated record